AACUCCACGCAGACACUUCAUUCACAGCCCUUCCCUGCUCUCAAUCCACCCAAAAAACCGAACCCAGAUCACCCUUUUUCAAUCUCAGAUCAUGCCUGAAGACAACCAGUUCCAACCCUUGGCGCCUGCCCGACUCCAUGGUAAGAGCGACGAAGAGUUCGGUGUUUUCAAACCCAGAGCGUCCAAGCCGCCGCGGAGGAGCAGUAAAUGUCCGGUGUAUGUCCUUGCCGGGCUCGUCAUACUGGCCGCGAUUGCAUUAGUCUUUGCGUUAGCCGUCUUGCGGGUAGAGGCUCCCGAUGUUGAAUUAAAAUCUGUUGCAGUGAAAAAUCUAACGCAUGGAACUUCACCAUCGCCUUCUUUUAAUGUAACGCUCACUGCAGAGGUCUCCGUUCAGAACAAAAACUUUGGUGCCUUCAAUUUUGAGAACGGCACAGCAACAGUCCUGUACGAGGGCAUGGUGGUCGGUGAUGAGGAAUUUAGCAAGGCUCACGUUGAAUCGAGGAAGACGAAGAGGAUGAACGUUACUUUGGAUGUGAGAUCAGAUAGGUUGUGGAAUGACAAGAAUCUAAGCAGUGAUAUUAGCUCCGGGAGUGUGAAUCUGACCACCUAUGCCCAGAUGACCGGAAAAGUACGGGUUAUGAAGGUUGUUCGGCGGCGAACAACGGCGAGGAUGAACUGCUCCAUGACUCUUAAUCUGACGAGCAGUUCCAUCCAGGAUUUAGUAUGCAGAUGAUUGUAAGUAUGACCAUCAGUUUUGGAGAUUGAGAUUAAUCUUUUUCCAAGAGUUUUUGGUUCAGACUUGUGUAGAGUUAGCGUUCAUACAUGUAAGUAUUUUUCAAUGGAACAGAAACUUGGCCCAAGUGCUGCUUGGUCUGCCAAUUCAUUAAUGAUGGUUGAUGGGUA
This is a messenger RNA of Vitis riparia (riverbank grape), 903 nucleotides long. RefSeq names its product late embryogenesis abundant protein At1g64065-like. The transcript has a single exon. Bases 92 to 733 code for a protein of 213 amino acids. NCBI's taxonomy places the organism in Eukaryota, Viridiplantae, Streptophyta, Magnoliopsida, Vitales, Vitaceae. The record is from RefSeq and is a predicted model, not a curated record.